This is a messenger RNA of Spinacia oleracea (spinach), 1998 nucleotides long. RefSeq names its product glycine-rich cell wall structural protein-like. The transcript is spliced from 2 exons. Lineage: Eukaryota; Viridiplantae; Streptophyta; Magnoliopsida; Caryophyllales; Amaranthaceae. Bases 1 to 1884 code for a protein of 627 amino acids. The record is from RefSeq and is a predicted model, not a curated record.
AUGGCAGUGCAAAGGCAAACACCAGCGUCAAUGUUUACCAACCCAUCAAUGACAGAGCAACAUGGGCUCGUUGGUGGGGUGCGAAUCACAAUUCCAAGCAAGUUGUCUAAUAAACUGACACACACCUUCAAAUUUAGCGGAUCUAUUGGGCACUUUCCAGGUGGUGAUGGUACAGGCGUUGGCGGCUUUACAGGUGGUGACGCUGUUGGCGGUGAUGGCACUGGUGUUGGCGCUGGUGUUGGCGGCUUGACAGGUGGUGAUGCCAUUGGUGGAGAUGGCACUGGUGUUGGUGGCAUGACAGGUGGUGACGCCAUUGGUGGUGAUAGAAUAGGCGUUGGUGGCUUGACAGGUGGAGAUACCAUUGGUGGAUUGACAGGUGGUGAUGACAUUGGUGGUGAUGUUGCUGGUGUUGGCGGCUUGACAGGUGGAGAAGCCAUUGGUGGGUUGACAGGUGGUGACAUCAUUGGUGGUGAUGGUACUGGCGUUGGCGGAUCUACAGGUGGUGACGCCAUUGGCGGUGAUGGCAUCGGCGUUGGCGGAUUUACAGGUGGUGAUGAUGUUGGCGGUGAUGACACUGGUGUUGGAGGCUUGACAGGUGGUGAUGCCAUUGGUGGAGAUGACACUGGUGUUGGUGGCGUGACAGGUGGUGACGCCAUUGGUGGUGAUGGAACAGAAGUUGGUGGAUUGACAGGUGGAGAUACCAUUGGUGGAUUGACAGGUGGUGAUGCCAUUGGUGGUGAUGAAGCUGGUGUUGGCGGCUUGACAGGUGGAGAAGCCAUUGGUGGGUUGACAGGUGGUGACAUCAUUGGUGGUGAUGGUACUAGCGUUGGUGGCUCUACAGGUGGUGACUCCAUUGGCGGUGAUGGCAUCGGCGUUGGCGGAUUUACAGGUGGUGAUGAUGUUGGCGGUGAUGACACUGGUGUUGGAGGCUUGACAGGUGGUGAUGCCAUUGGUGGAGAUGACACUGGUGUUGGUGGCGUGACAGGUGGUGACGCCAUUGGUGGUGAUGGAACAGAAGUUGGUGGAUUGACAGGUGGAGAUACCAUUGGUGGAUUGACAGGUGGUGAUGCCAUUGGUGGUGAUGAAGCUGGUGUUGGCGGCUUGACAGGUGGAGAAGCCAUUGGUGGUUUGAUAGGUGGUGACACUGUUGUUGGCGGCUUGACGGGUGGUGACACCAUUGGUGGGUUGACCGGAGGUGACGCCAUUGGUGGGUUGACAGGUGGUGACACCAUUGGUGGUGAUGGCUCAGGAGUUGGCGGCUUGAUAGGUGGUGAAGCCAUUGGUGGUGAUGACACUGGUGUUGGCGGCUUGACAGGUGGAGAGGUCAUUGGUGGCUUCACAGGUGGUGAAGCCAUUGGCGGUGAUGACAUAGGCGUUGGGGGGUUAACAGGUGGUGAUGCCAUUGUUGGUGAUGACAUAGGCGUUGGUGGGUUAAUAGGUGGUGACACCAUUGGUGGUGAUGACACAGGCGUUGGUGGCUUGAUAGGUGGAGAUGCCAUUGGUGGGUUGACAGGUGGUGACGUCAUUGGUGGAUUACCGGGUGGGGACGCGGUUGGUGGAUUGCCGAGUGGUGACGCUAUUGGCGUUGGUGGCUUGCCGGGUGGUGACGCCAUUGGUGUUGGUGGCUUGCCGGGUGGUGACACCAUUGGCGUUGGUGGCUUGCCGGGUGGUGAUGCCAUUGGCGUUGGUGGCUUGCCGGGUGGCGACGCUAUUGGUGUUGGUGGCUUUCCAGAUGGUGACGCAACGGGAGUUGGUGACUUUCCAGGUGGUGACGCAAUUGGAGUCGGUGGCUUUCCAGGUGGUGAUGCAUUUAGAGUUGGUGAUUUUCCUGAUGGUGACUUUCCACCAUGGUUACGUGAUUCUGAUUGGGAGGGGGUAUUUUGAGCAUUCACGAUAGUGAAAAACAAUAGGUUGAGGCAAAGGAGGAGGGUAACCGAUGACAAAACUUUUGAAGACAUCUUUACAACAAAAUUAAACGGAAAGUUUUCGCUAAGCGAA